UACGCAGCCCUGCGCUGAGGAUAUCGCAGAAACUCGCAGUCAUUCGCGCUGCAUUCAGCCUUUCUAUCAUCCGACUGACCGCUGCGUGACGGACGCACGCCAUUCAAAUCAACAUCACCGAGGCUCGCGCGGUGGUUAUUGAUUACUGGUGCGGCGCCGCGUUUAAUGGAUUAAAAUGUGAAUCUAUGAGUUACUUUGCAGCAAAGGCUGAUAUCUGACUGACAUCAUUCACCAGGCAGCUCUGGAACAGGAUUUUAAAGAUGGACUUCUGGGUUUUGCCAGUAUGUCGGAUCAGUUUGAUGUUGACACUGAUGUCAUCCACUGGUCGGGGAGUAGCGAGCCAGACGCAGAGUGCUUACUUCCUCCCUGAAUUUGCACUUUCUCCACAAGGAAGCUUUCUGGAAGACACAACAGGAGAGCAGUAUCUCACCUACCGCUAUGAUGACCAGUCCUCAAGAACGACCCGCUCGGAUGAGGAGAGGGACACCGGUUGGGACGCCUGGGGCGCAUGGAGUGACUGUUCUCGCACCUGUGGAGGCGGAGCCUCGUAUUCUCUACGCAGGUGUCUCAACGGAGGGAACUGUGAGGGCAGGAACAUCCGCUACAGAACAUGCAGCAAUACAGACUGUCCCCAGAAAACGGGAAUCUGGUCAUCCUCCAUAAAAACGGUGAUCGAAGUGCCGAUGGGUAGCAGAGGCCUCAGAAUCACAGCCAAGGGAUCAGACAUGAUUGCCAUAAAAACGGUGAUCGAAGUGCCGAUGGGUAGCAGAGGCCUCAGAAUCACAGCCAAGGGAUCAGACAUGAUUGUGAAUUUGGGUUCUCCUCAGCUGAAGUAUGCUGGCCCUAAAGACACAGUGAUGCAGUUCAUGUUUUACCAGCCCAUCCGCUACCAGUGGAGGGAAACUGACUUCUUCCCCUGCUCCGUCACCUGUGGAGGGGGUUAUCAGCUGAAUUCGGCUGAUUGCAUGGACAUUCGUUACAACAAAUCGGUUGCGGAGCACCUUUGCCACAGCUUCCCAGAGAACACCAAACCCACACCCAAACUCAAGGAGUGCAACAUGGAUCCCUGCCUCGAAAGUGAUGGCUUCAAGGAAGUGAUGCCCUACGACCAGUACCAGCCUCUACCACGGUGGGAGCAGAACCCGUGGACGUCGUGUUCGGUGUCGUGUGGAGGAGGCUCUCAGGAGAGAAGCGUGGUGUGUGUCGAGGAGGACAUCCACGGGCAGAUCGUGCAGGUGGAGGACUGGAAGUGCGCACACUCCCCUCGACCAAUCAGCAAAGAGAGCUGCAACACCUUUGAGUGUCCGCAGUGGAUGGCCAUGGAAUGGUCUCAGAUUGAUGUGGAAAAAAAGUGGGAGCAGAACCCGUGGACGUCGUGUUCGGUGUCGUGUGGAGGAGGCUCUCAGGAGAGAAGCGUGGUGUGUGUCGAGGAGGACAUCCACGGGCAGAUCGUGCAGGUGGAGGACUGGAAGUGCGCACACUCCCCUCGACCAAUCAGCAAAGAGAGCUGCAACACCUUUGAGUGUCCGCAGUGGAUGGCCAUGGAAUGGUCUCAGUGCACGGUCACCUGCGGCCCAGGUUUGCGGUACAGAGUGGUGCUGUGUGUGGAUCACAGUGGACAACAUACUGGCGGCUGCAGUCCUCACCUCAAACCCCAUAUCAAAGAGGACUGCCUGGUCCCCGUCGCCUGCCACAAACCACGAG
Molecule: messenger RNA, 1704 nt
Organism: Sinocyclocheilus grahami
Lineage: Eukaryota; Metazoa; Chordata; Actinopteri; Cypriniformes; Cyprinidae
Product: ADAMTS-like protein 3
Exons: 15
Cellular component (GO): extracellular matrix
Source: RefSeq, a predicted model, not a curated record